AUAUGGAUACGCUACGACCAAGACAGGCCGCAGUACAUGCGAGCCGCUAUCACGGGACCCAGCGGAACACCUUAUGAGUCUGGAGUUUUUUUGUUUGAUCUUUACUUCCCACCGAGUUAUCCUUUGGUUCCCCCGAAGAUGCUCUUCUUAACAACAGCUCAUGGAACCAUCCGAUUCAACCCGAACCUUUAUGCUGACGGCAAGGUACAUCAGAGCAAGCUUACAGUAGAGAGGGUGGGAGAGAGGGAAGAAGAAAUGGAGCAGGAGAGGGGGGAGAGGGCGGGCCUCCUCCGCUCACUCCUUCUCCAGGUCCUCAUCUCCAUCCAAGGGAUGAUCCUUGGAGCCCCGCACCCCAUUCUCAACGAGCCCGGGCUGGGAGGGAUCGCUCAUGUGUGCGACAAUGCCGUGCGCGCCUAUGACGAGAGGGUUCAGCUUGCGACGUUGCAGCAUGCCAUCUUGGGUUACAUACGGAAAGUUCCGGAUGGUUUCGAGGAGGCAGUCCAGCUUCACUUCUUCAUGAAGAAAGCAUCGAUCCUA
This is a messenger RNA of Guillardia theta CCMP2712, 537 nucleotides long. RefSeq lists its product as hypothetical. Gene Ontology annotation, cellular component: nucleus. The record is from RefSeq and is a predicted model, not a curated record. The annotation marks the transcript as partial. Gene Ontology annotation, molecular function: cysteine-type endopeptidase inhibitor activity; ubiquitin conjugating enzyme activity. The transcript has 6 exons. Gene Ontology annotation, biological process: negative regulation of apoptotic process. Lineage: Eukaryota; Cryptophyceae; Pyrenomonadales; Geminigeraceae.